This is a messenger RNA of Candidula unifasciata, 399 nucleotides long. NCBI's taxonomy places the organism in Eukaryota, Metazoa, Mollusca, Gastropoda, Stylommatophora, Geomitridae. The record is from the annotation of a GenBank genome assembly.
AGUGCAACAAAGGCUGGUUUAAGGAGAACUGCACUGAAGCCUGCCCAAGAACAUGUCAUAAUCGGCUGUGUGACAACAAAACAGGAGAAUGUAUGUCGUGUAUAGAACAUUCUACGGGGUCCAGGUGUCAGGACUGCGAACAUGGUUGGUUUGGAGAGAACUGCUCUCAUACUUGCCCAAGCACAUGCCGCUCUAACCGGUGUAACAACAUCACUGGCCAAUGCUUGUCUUGUGUGGGGCGUCGGACCGGAGCCAUGUGUGAGGAUUGUCCGCAUAGCUAUUACGGCGCCCUGUGUGAAAUCCGCUGUACCGCGUACUGCAGGAACAGAUCAUGUAACAAGGUGGACGGGAUCUGCUUUAGUUGUUUAGAGGGCUUCCGAGGGGAGUUUUGUAACAUAG